AUCACGAAACUGAAAGUAACAGGCAGUGGCAGUUCUGCUGUGAUAAUAACUGUAGAAAUGGAGAUUUGGCAAAGUUUACCGCUGGACUGUCUGAUCAGUAUUUUCUCUCUUCUUCAAGAUGAAGAUUUAAUCAGAGCAUCCACAGUUUGUAAGGAAUGGUACUAUGCUGCAGAGACACCAUGGUUGUGGAGGAGAAUGUAUCUGCAGAGAUGGAGUUUCUGCAAUGUUUCCCAGCUUCUCUCAGACACGGAGACACACUCAUGGAAAGCUUAUUACCUGCGUCGUUCUCACCUAGAGAUGAAAAUGGAAACCGGCAGGUCAUGUGCAGACUACACGUGCAAAAGCCUACGAGGCCAUAAAGGCAGGAUUGUUGGUUUUGCAUACCUGGCUGGAAACGAUGGCUGCUCAGAUGUUUGGAAUUGCACUCCGGUUGUUUGCAGUGCAUCGACAGAUGGCACAGUCAAAGCGUGGGACAUUCACAAGGGUGUUAAUCUAUGGUCAAGUCCUGCCCAAAGCCCCAUGCAGGACAUCACAGUUGAUCCGGUGCAGUCUGUCGUUGUCACGUCUGACAGCACAGGAACAAUCAAAACUUGGAAGGGUGCAACUGGAGAGGAGGUGGCCUCCUUUAUGUCUGGAUUCUCUGAGACCACACUACUUUCAUUCAACAACAAAGACAGCUCUUUUCUCUUGGUGGGAACUAUUUUAGGUUCUCUGCUCGUCCUGUCUUGCCCUGUACUGUGUGAAGUCUCAAGGCACAUGGUGUGUGACUCCUUCAGGCUAAACCUCCUCCUCUCAUCGCCAGAUAGAAAAUGGAUACUUGCUGGCUCCAAAGAAAAAUUUGACUCGAGCCCAAAGGUAUUCUACAGUGAGAGUGUGUGCUGCCCUGCUGAAGAUGAGGACAGUCUGUGUCAUAGUCUGCCAGUCACUGGCUGUUGUGCCGCUGUCUUCCUCCCGUCUCAACCGGCACGGCUCGCAGUGAUCCAAUCUGAUGGCCUCUUCAGCCACAAAACAAUCUCAGUCUUUGACCUGACCUUAAAGGAAUCCAAGUACAAAAAGGAACCACAAGCUCAGCAAGUCACAUCUUUUCGGGUAGAACUGAGCCAUCGUUCAGAUGUCGUUCUUGAGGCAAGAGGGAGCAGCACUCUUCUGGUUGCAGACGGAAAACAUCUGAAGGUCUACACAUUUAAAGGAGAACUUGUAGCUAGUUUUGAAGACCAUUUACAGCCAAUCACUUCUCUUUGUGUGGACAGUUUUAGGGUGGUGACAGCAUCUCGUGACCUGUCUCUCAGAGUCUUGACCUGGAGAAAUGAUCCAGAACACGGGCUUACCCUUGCGAGCCAGUAUCAUUUGCUCGGAGGCUCCCUCACAAGGUCCAGAGGAUUCACCAGAGUUGCCUGUGAUUAUUCGAGUAUUGUGGCCUCGGUGGAUUCAUUGGAUGGGAAGGAUGUUUUGAAGGCUUAUACCUUUGAUUUCUGACCUCGAAACCACCAAAUGUAUUCAGAUCUUUUGCACUCACUGACCAGAUUCAUGUUUAGCAUGAUAGUGCAAAAGAUACUCUUACAUAAAGCAUAACUUUUCUUUUUUGUAAUAAGCUAAUCUUCAGUUAGCCAACACGCAUUCACCUCUACAUGUAAAAUAAAGACUGUUUUCAUUCA
This is a messenger RNA of Megalobrama amblycephala (Wuchang bream), 1655 nucleotides long. It is a transcript of the gene fbxw12, whose product is annotated as F-box and WD repeat domain containing 12. The coding region runs from base 58 to 1476 and encodes 472 amino acids. Gene Ontology annotation, molecular function: protein binding. The transcript is spliced from 10 exons. Lineage: Eukaryota; Metazoa; Chordata; Actinopteri; Cypriniformes; Xenocyprididae. The record is from RefSeq and is a predicted model, not a curated record.